Messenger RNA from Prorocentrum cordatum, 2281 nucleotides. Lineage: Eukaryota; Dinophyceae; Prorocentrales; Prorocentraceae. The record is from the annotation of a GenBank genome assembly.
AGCAAUUCGGGCUCAAGCUUCGCUCUGCGUGCGCUGCACCGCCCACAUAGGAUUCUGCCGAGAUCUGCCACCAGUGGCACCAGUCAUGGAGCGCGUGGAGCUUGGGGAGGUCGGCGGCGAAGCGAGCGGGUCGGAGCAGCUCUUGGUCCAGGACGCUCGCGCCCCGCGCUCGCCCUGGCGAAGGGCGGGCGGCGCUGCCGCGGGUGCGCUGCUCCUGGCCGGCGCCGGCGGGGCGGCGGCGCAUUUUGCGCUGCGCGGGGCGGCCUCGGGCGCGGGCCCCCGCCAGGGCAAGGUUCAGACGAUUGGCUUUCCCGCGCGCGACCAGUGCUCGAACUGGGACGAGGACUGCUUCAGCACGGGGUGCUGCAACGUGGCGGGCCUGACCUGCUUCCAGACCAAGGCAGGCAAGGGCGAAUGCCUGAAGAACUGCACGCCCAGCGAUACCAAGCUCUGCAACCAGCCGCAAGAGAUCAUGGAGCCGGUCUUGGUGGAUGCUGCAGUGUACGACCCGACGCUGUAUUGCUUCGCGAUAGUUAUGCAGGACAUCGGCAGCACGAAGAAGUACUACGAUCUGGAGCUGCUCCAGGGAGCGUAUGACAAGGGGAUUGGCAUCUUUGGUUGUGAUUCCUGGGGGGUCUUCAGCGACGCAGAGGCCGAUCUUGCGCCCGGCGUUCCAGUCACGAAGGUGGAUGACGUCGACGGGGACUUCCACUUCGCGAAGCGGGAGGAGACUGGCACCUGGCUGAACACUGGCUUGCACUACCAGGCUUGGAAGGCAAUUCAGGCAGAGGGAAAGUAUGCGAUUGCGAACUGGGUCGUGAAGCUCGAUGCGGACGCGGUCAUGAUCACGAGCCGGUUGAGGUAUUGGCUGUCAGACAAGUACGUCCCGCCUCAGGGCAUCUACCUCGAGAAUUGCCAAUACGUCAAGUAUGGUUGGUUCGGCAGCCUGGAGAUCUUCUCGAAGGUCGCGUUCGAGACGCUCCUGGGAUCGAUGGCCUCUUGCAAGAACGGUGGGAUCGACUGGAAGGUGGGCAUAGAUGGCGGCAAGUACGGGCCCAUGGGCGAGGAUCUGUUCGCGCAGACCUGCCUGGACGCGAACGGCGUCAAGCGCGGCAUCGGGUACGGCUCCAAGCUGGACGGGACGUGCGAGGCGGACCGGCCCCUCUCUGAGAAGAAGAACAAGAAGUGGAAGCCCAAUUGUGACACCGUCGCCACCACGACAUACCACCCGCUGAUGAAGCCGGAGGACUGGUGGGCGUGCUACGAGGCCACCAUGAAGGCCUUCCCGGUGUACCCGCCCCCCUGACCUCGGCGGCGGCCCCCUGGUGUGAAGCCGGGCCUGCCCCUCCACAGGAGGAGUGCUCGAAAACAGGAAAAAAAACAGUCCGGGGACGGUCUUUGGAGUUUUUUUUGGGACCCUUCUGGAGCAGUUCGCCCAGAGAUCCCCCUGCAGGGGGACAGGCCCGAGCUGGCCCUCGCGGCGCCCUCGCGGCCCGCCGCCCCGCGGCGCCCGCCGCCGCGGGCCUCCCCGCGGCCGCCCGCCUGCCCGCCCGGAAGCGGGCGUGCUGCCGCGGGGUCCCGCGCUGCCCUUCGUCGGGCGGUCGCGCGCGCCUUCUUCUGUUCGCUCCCCCCCGCGGCGCGAAGGCGCCCAUCGCGCGGGCGCGCGGGCGCCCGUGCGAUCGGGCGAGGGGAGCCCCCGACGCCCGCCCGUCCAGCGCCGGGACGGCCGCCGCCGCGCCAAAGUCUGCACGGCGGCACGCCUACACGUGUUCUCCCCCGGCGGACGGGCCCCGAUUUCUGGCCGGGGCGUCGUGCCUCUACACGAGGUCGAGAGGUCGAGCGGUGCUUCCAAGCUCUUGGGCGAGAGGCGCAGUGGCUUGAAGCUUGAGUCUCCCUUCACCUUGGCGCCAGAGUGCGUACCCUAGGCAUUUUUCCGGAUGGGCUGUCAAAGACUUGGAGGUCGAAUCGAGUUUGCGAGCCCCUGUGUGAGAGGCAGAGAGGCUUGAAGCCUGUUCCCCUCCAUACGAGCCGUCUUGUUCAUCACGAGGAAUCUCUCUCCUUGAGAGCUCGUGCCGCCAAUCGCAAGGCGCCCCCUUGCUAAUUCGGUAUGCCGGCUUCGACGCUAGUCGUUUUCAGCUCGCCUUCACCACGAUGCGUUGCGCAUUCGCGUCCAGUGUGCCGACCGCUGGCUGCAACGCACUCUACCAUACCAUUGCCGUGGUUUUGGCACCACCCAGACAUGACCCAUGUUGCGCGUGCGCCUACUUGCGACUGCAUAGAG